AUGGCCACUACUAUUGUUCAUGAUGAUUCUGAAGUUGGUUUUGAAGAAGGAAUGCUCUGGUUACCCUCUUAUGUUCUCGACGAGCUAUGUAUAAGAAACCAUCAUCAAAACCAGAAGGUACUAAACCAACAAAAGUUGAAUCAUCACAAAUCAUCUAGAGAAUCAGAAUCGAUAACCGCUUCAAGAUCUUCAUACCAAAGGCCAAAACUCGCGAACCACAGAAUUGGAAAUGGAAUGCGGGCUAUUUUUUUAGAAUCAAGGAAUGGAUCGUGUGGUACUGGCGUAUUUUUACCUCAAAUAGCAGACACAAAGUUCCAACCAAGAAAAAGGCCAGCUUGUGCACCAGUACUCCUUCCCGCCCGAGUUGUUGAAGCUCUAAAUAUAAACGUCCAUGCAUUGGGUGUACAGAUUUCACCUCCACAAGUUCAGAAAUAUAAACCGAGAUGCAGAGAAGCGUCUGAUAAAAGUUCAACCGAAAAGAAAAAUGACCAGAAAGACGCUUCUAAGCAAUGUAGUGUUAUAUCUCAGAAAAAAUGUUCUGCUCAAGAGAUAUUUCUACCAAAGGAAUGGACUUACUAA
This is a messenger RNA of Lathyrus sativus (Indian pea), 579 nucleotides long. The record is from the annotation of a GenBank genome assembly. NCBI's taxonomy places the organism in Eukaryota, Viridiplantae, Streptophyta, Magnoliopsida, Fabales, Fabaceae.